AUGAGCCUGGAGGCGUGUGUAGUUUGCGUAGACAGCAGUGCGUUCGCCCGCGAUGCUGAUCUGCAUCCAACGCGCCUGGCGGCACAGCUUGAUGCAACAAGUCUCCUGGCGAACGCAAAGCUAAAUGCGCACCGAGAGAAUGCCGUUGGCAUUGUGACAAUGGGAGGCGACGGAGCGAGAGUGUCAGUGUCACCUACCUCGGAGUUUGGGCGGAUUCAUUCAGCAUUCCACGAUAUCUCCGCCAAAGGAGAUGCCGAUUUCAUUAGGGGGAUUCUCGUUGCGCAGCUCGCUCUAAAGCGUCGCAUGAACAAAACUCAAAGACAGCGGAUCUUGCUGUUUGUCGGCAGCCCUGUGAUGGCAAGCGAGAAACAGCUUGUUCAGGUGGGGAGGCAGCUGAAAAAGAAUAACAUUGCGCUUGAUAUUGUUUGUCUGGCGAACGUCGAAGAAAAUCGUGCCAAACUAAUGGCCAUGCAUGCGGCCGUCAACAGCAACGACACCAGUCGCUUCGUAGAGUACCCGGCGGGCAGCACAAACCUGCUGAGUGAUGUCAUAGUGUCGGCCAUGUUGCUGCACGAUCCAGAGGCCGCUGUGGCCUCUGAGGGCACUGCAGACGCUGCAGCGACAGCAGCAGCAGUAAACGAAUUCGGCGUUGAUCCGAAUGUCGAUCCCGACCUCUACAUGGUCCUCCGCAUGUCCCUUGAGGAGGCGCGACAGCAACAAGCGCAGCAGCAGCAGCAGCAACAGGACUCGGCGGUAGCCGCAGCAGCCACUGGGCAAAGUGCAGCUGCAGGGGCAACAGAGCUGCCGCCCGGAACAGCGCAGAUCGAAGGCCUAGAGGACAUGGACGAGGAGCUACGCCAGGCCGUUUUGCUUUCGUUACAGGACUACUGUGGAGAGCCUCCCGCCUCUGGCAGCAGCGGAGGUGCUGCAAAUCAGCAGGCAGAGGCAGUCCAGGGAGGUGGCACCGGCAACGACAGCGCAGAGCUACCGGGUGAGGGGGCUCAGCAGGAGGGCGGCGCGCCCUCGGUACAGCCUGAACGGCGUGAAGGGGACUCUGCAGAGGGCGGAGACGAAACCAAGAGUUAG
This is a messenger RNA of Cyclospora cayetanensis, 1086 nucleotides long. RefSeq names its product 26S proteasome regulatory subunit rpn10. Gene Ontology annotation, cellular component: nucleus; proteasome regulatory particle, base subcomplex; cytosol. NCBI's taxonomy places the organism in Eukaryota, Apicomplexa, Conoidasida, Eucoccidiorida, Eimeriidae. Gene Ontology annotation, molecular function: polyubiquitin modification-dependent protein binding. Bases 1 to 1086 code for a protein of 361 amino acids. The record is from RefSeq and is a predicted model, not a curated record. Gene Ontology annotation, biological process: proteasome-mediated ubiquitin-dependent protein catabolic process. The transcript is spliced from 7 exons.